GUUCCAAUAAGAAAGAAAGAAGCCCUAGCUAGCUAGGGCUAGAAAGAAAGAUUGAAAGAUGGAAAACUCGUCGAGUAGAAGAGACGAAGAAGAAGAAGAACAACAGCAGUCGAAGAAGCAGAAAGUAGUAGGUUUUGAUAACGCCCUGCUUCCACUUGCAGCAUACGAAGACGAAGAAGAGGAAGAGGCAGAGAAGCAACAAGAAGAAGAAGAAGAAGAGGAAGAGAAUGGAUUUGGUGGUGAAGGGGGGAGGCGUAAUAGGACUAUUGAACUCCGUAGAGACUGUCCUUACCUUGAUACAGUUAAUCGCCAGGUUUUGGAUUUUGACUUUGAAAAGUUCUGUUCAGUGUCACUAUCAAAUUUGAAUGUGUAUGCAUGUUUGGUAUGUGGUAAGUAUUUCCAAGGAAGAGGCCACAAGUCACAUGCAUAUACUCAUAGCCUCGAAGCAGGACACCAUGUCUACAUCAAUCUUCGCACCGAAAAAGUAUAUUGCCUCCCUGAUGGUUAUGAAAUCAAUGAUCCUUCACUUGAUGAUAUUCGACAUGUUCUUAACCCAAGGUUUAAGAAAGACCAAGUUCUGCAACUUGAUAGAAAUAGACAAUGGUCAAGGGCGCUUGAUGGUUCUGAUUAUCUUCCUGGAAUGGUCGGGCUUAAUAACAUUAAGGAGACUGAUUUUGUUAAUGUCACCAUUCAGUCUUUAAUGCGAGUGACCCCCUUGAGAAACUUUUUUCUCAUUCCUGAAAAUUACGCUGACAGUAAAUCUGUCCUUGUUCACCGUUUUGGUGAGCUCACAAGGAAGAUAUGGCAUGCAAGGAACUUCAAAGGACAGGUUAGUCCUCAUGAAUUUUUGCAAGCAGUUAUGAAAGCCAGUAAAAAACGAUUUCGUAUAGGGGCACAGUCCGAUCCUGUUGAAUUUAUGUCGUGGCUUCUCAAUACACUGCACACAGACCUUAAAAGUUCAAGGAGAAAGACCAGUAUUAUCCAUCAGUGUUUUCAGGGAGAACUGGAGGUUGUGAAAGAGAUAAAUGCAAAAGAUGGUGCUGAGACCAGUAGGAUGCCAUUUUUGAUGCUUGGACUAGAUUUGCCGCCACCCCCACUUUUCAAAGACGUAAUGGAGAAAAAUAUAAUUCCUCAGGUUCCACUUUUCAACAUACUGAAGAAGUUUGACGGGGAGAGUGUAACUGAAGUAGUGCGUCCUCGUGUAGCCAGGAUGAGAUAUCGUGUUACAAAACUUCCACAGUAUCUUAUUCUUCACAUGCGUCGCUUCACAAAGAAUAAUUUCUUUGUGGAGAAAAAUCCAACCCUUGUUAACUUCCCUGUGAAAAAUCUGGAGCUGAAGGAUUAUAUACCAUUACCAUUACCAUCUAAAGAGGGAGAGGAAGAAAGAGUGCGUUCCAAGUAUGAUUUGAUAGCAAACAUUGUUCAUGACGGUAAACCAGGUGAAGGAGCAUAUAGGGUAUUUGUUCAGCGCAAGUCGGAAGAGCUCUGGUAUGAGAUGCAGGAUCUCCAUGUUGCAGAAACACUUCCGCAGAUGGUUGCGCUUUCUGAGGCUUACAUGCAGAUAUAUGAGCAGCAACAUUUGGAUUCUCAAAAGCAGCAGGUGGAGGCUGCAAAGUAAUGAAGAGCUUUGUGUAUGUUGAGAGUUUUAGCCAUUUGCUUUGCAGAGAUGAAUUCGUGUUUCAUUGACUUGGUUUUUCUAGACAUGGCCAGGCCAAGAUUAUGUGUUGUUAUUUUGAUGGAAUCAAAUAGAAUGAUUAGAUAAAUGCAAGACGCAUAGUUGGUUAACUAAAUAAAAAUUUUGUUUAAUUGGCAGUC
Molecule: messenger RNA, 1815 nt
Organism: Helianthus annuus (common sunflower)
Lineage: Eukaryota; Viridiplantae; Streptophyta; Magnoliopsida; Asterales; Asteraceae
Product: U4/U6.U5 tri-snRNP-associated protein 2-like
Exons: 9
Coding region: 59-1618 (519 amino acids)
Biological process (GO): protein deubiquitination; spliceosomal complex assembly; mRNA processing
Molecular function (GO): cysteine-type deubiquitinase activity; zinc ion binding
Source: RefSeq, a predicted model, not a curated record